Messenger RNA from Leptomonas pyrrhocoris, 3060 nucleotides. RefSeq lists its product as hypothetical. NCBI's taxonomy places the organism in Eukaryota, Euglenozoa, Kinetoplastea, Trypanosomatida, Trypanosomatidae. Bases 1 to 3060 code for a protein of 1019 amino acids. The record is from RefSeq and is a predicted model, not a curated record. The transcript has a single exon.
AUGUCUCACUCCCACUCCCACUCCACCCCCACCCCCACUCCCACGCCGACCACCGCCACCGCAGCGGCGCACGCGUCUGCGUUGAAUGGGGCUGUGGCGGCACCGCUACGGCGAGGGCCGAGGCAGGCGCUGCUGUCCUACGCUGCCCAGUACCGCACCCUUCAACCCUUUCUCCGGCAACGACUGCGCAACCGGCGCUGGCGUCUCGUCUUCAGCAGCGAUGUUCACGGCACGCACCUGGUCGAUCACUGUCAGCGCGCCUUCCACGAAGAGGAGGCGCUGUGGCGAGCGGCAGUGAUGGAGAGACCGCACCACGGGGAGGGUGGGCGGAUCGUAAAGAAGGGCGUGUCGAGUCAGGAGGAGGCGGCGGUGGACGAUGACGGCAGCAGCAGCAGCAGCAGCAGCAGCGCAGCGCCCUUUGCAUUUGCCUUGGUGCCGAAUCUGGCGUUAAUGGAGACCACCCUUGUCGUACCGGCGCCAGUGAAGAACGGCACCGCAGCGCCGUCUGCGCCGGUCCACGACGUGGUAGGUUCAUCAGUAAGGGGAGAGGCGCCCACCGGGGAGGAGGAGCACGGCAAGUCCAAAUUCAGCGACGUCGUGGACAGUCAUGUUUGCAUCGGUGUGUAUCUGCAGCGUCUUCCCGCGCCCGAGUCGGUCACCUCGUACCGCCGCUCCGAGGUCUUCUUCUUCCUCUUCGAGUCCCCCAUCCAGCUCUCCCCGACAGCGGAGGCUGCUCGGAUGGACCCGGCCGGCCAACCGGCGUAUUCGACGCCGCCAGCCGUGUCCGCGCCUCCACCGUCCGUGACACAAACAAGCCGGCGCCGCCGCCACGAUGUCAGCCUCAGCGGCGAGAUGUUGUGCGACGUUGGCGAGGAGAGCGGGGAUAUGCGCAGCCCCAGCACACGCAGCGCUUCACAGGAGUCGUUGGCGUCGUCGUCGCCGACAAAGCUGGAGCACACGCCACGGACGCAGACGCACCGCCUGGCUCACUCCCCUGGCGAGAGCAACACGGACGGCUCUGCACCAGUGGGAAGCACUCGGGCGAACGAUGCGGCGGUGAACCCAGAGGAGCACGGCGGCGCGUUUGACUCCUCCGUGCCACCGCCGCCGGUGGCCGCGACGAGAGUCAUGCGGGACCGCUGGUACGACGUGAACAACACGGAGGGCAUAGCACGGGCCUCGGACCACUACCGUUCUGGCACCGCGGGGGAAGGACGAAGGCCAAGCGCGGUGGCCGAUGACCACGAAGAGCAACCAGAACCGGUCGUUCCCGCCGUCGCCAAUGGCAUUCUCUCUCCCCAGUGGCAACGCCAGGUGGAGGGCAUCGAGCAGCAGCAAAGCGGUCCGGCGGUGAUCAGCGGCGGCGAACGCGCCGGGAUGGCACCGGAUGUCCCCCCAUCCCCUACGCGCAGAGGCACGACUCACAACGGCGGCGAACAGGACGACACCUUCAGCUCGGCCUCCGCAUCGCCGGAUAACGGCGAGUUGGACUCCACUGCACGCCCGGGCCGCAGCGCGACGCGACGGCCCCCCUCGCUGUUCAACGACUCCCUCUCGAAUUCAAACGGGGAUGGGCAGCGUGCCGCCCCCUUCCCCGCUGGGGCCACGGCGUCCUCCGUGUACGACCACCAACUGCCAGCGUGGGUGAUUGAGGCCGUCAACUCCAUCCACGACCCGGCGACACCCGUUACCCCCUGCGGCGUACUGGAACCUCCCGCUGUCAACGACCGGCCUACCCCGGCCAUCGCGCCGCCCUCCCUCUCGCGGGCCCCCAACACGCAGUUCACAUCUCCGUUUGAGCAGCACACCGCGCCUGCCGUCGAAGCAGGCCACUCCGUCCUGCUGGAAGACGAUAUCGUCUCGGAGAGCACGACGGUCGUGUCAGCCACCUCCGCCACCGGCGGGGCCACCGCGUGGCGUGAGGACGAGAACCUGUCCAGCUACUGGCCGGAGACACCGAGGACGUCGAACAAGGUGCAAAAUGGAAGCACCGCCCUCUCCUCGCACACCCGCAUCGGCCACCGCAGUCAGGAAUGGUACGCCCCGGCGAGUGACCUCCCGUCGCUGCCGCCGCUGAUGUCGCGCGUGUCGAGUCUCGGCGGCGAGGACACGGCGGAUUGCUUUACACCGCGCCAGCCGCGGGACGGCGCGCCUGGGCGUGCGGGAGCGGCACCGUCGGUGGACGGCGUCGAGCGUCUGUCUGCGGGGCUGGUUGGUGGUCGAGAGUCUCCUCCGCUGUCACUCCUGAGAAGUAGAAGUGGUGGUGGUGUUGGUGGGGGUGGGGCUGCGCCGGCGAACAGCUCCCUCAACUCCGUCGCCGCCGCUCCAGCAGCAGUUGCAGCCGCGAUACCCGUGACGAUGGCCGCUGUGGAGUACAGCAGCGCUGCGCCGUCGGUGCGGCCCGUCAGUGCGGGUGUAGAGGUGUACCCCAUGACAUCCGCAUCGGAGAUGCUGUGCGAUGGCGCCGCCGUCACCUCUCCGGCCGACAGCAAUCAAGACUUGGAUGUUCCGUACCGCCGCGCGAGUGAGCUGGCCAUGACGGAGGACACGAUCGACGUGUACAGCACAUCGUCCGGGGCCUUCUAUAUAUGGGACCGGCGAAAGGAUAGCACAUCGAACGCAUCCCCUGCUGCUGUCGCCGCUGACGGCGCUGGUGCGCACAACGGCGGACCGUUCCCUGACUGCAUCGGCAGCAGCGGCGGCAGCGGCGAGCACGGCUUCGUGUGCCAGCGAGACGCGACCGGUGUGCGCUGGAAUGUGAGUUACUUUGUGGAGAAGGCAUACGGAAAUGCGCAGGCGAGCGGCCUUCUUUCAGAUUCUUCUGCCAGCUCGACGGGUCGUCCGUCGUCGCUCUUGUCUCUGGUGCGUGCACAGGCGCGGCGGGGCGGUGGUGCCGGCGGGGCCGCAGGGACAACAACGGAAGACCGAUCGGCAGAAAUCUUCACCUCGCCUCUAGUGAAAAUGCAGCUGUGUCUUAUAUCCUCCCGCUCAAUGCCCUCGGCGUUUCAGCGGAGGUCAUCUGCUGCUGCUGCAGCAGCUUCUUCCUCGUCGGUUCAGUAG